Moneuplotes crassus is the source of this 698-nucleotide messenger RNA. NCBI's taxonomy places the organism in Eukaryota, Ciliophora, Spirotrichea, Euplotida, Euplotidae. The record is from the annotation of a GenBank genome assembly.
UCUCCUAGGCUACGAAAGCGAUUGCAAUAAUUCGGCUCAGGACAAAUUUUUGAUCGCAAAGAACAAAUCCCUAAAGUUCCUAAUAAAUUUCCCAAAACCCACAGCUCCUUCCAAAUGUUCAGCCUGGCUGUUUCAAUACAGCAAGCUAUCAUCCUGAAAAUUCUUCCGAGUAGGACAACGGCAAGCACGCAUGAACUGGCCCAGCCCAAGCUUGGAGUUUAGCAGGGGCCGAAGAGAUCUUAGACUGAAGAAGUAGCGAAUACUAUUUGUAACUAUCUGUAGAGGUUCCACCUCUCCAUUGAAAAAUAGUCCUCAUGAACUAAUUCCAUUCUUCACAUUCAUUUCAAAUAGGUUUAUUGAGGCCAAUCCAUCUGAAUUCUUGAGCUUAGUAGAAGCUCUCGGAGUCAUUUGAUAUGACACGAGGAAAAAUUAUGUACGAGAAUAAAUGCUAGCACUUGGCUCAUUAAUUUUAAUUAAAAUUUGAAUAUAUUUAAAAUUUAGUCGCCAUCUUCAAGAUUAUUUUUAAAGCGAAGCGAGAAGAUUUUCAUAUUUUUGCUACCAGAGGUGGUAUCCUCAAUGUAUUGAAGGGAUGGCUAUUAUGUAUUCAAUACCUACCACACAAAAAGCAACUCAAGUUCCAUAAACCCCUGUCUUCCUCAGUACCCAAUCCCUUAACCCCUCUAAACAUCUAACUCAAC